Nothobranchius furzeri (turquoise killifish) is the source of this 2085-nucleotide messenger RNA. It is a transcript of the gene scrn2, whose product is annotated as secernin 2. The record is from RefSeq and is a predicted model, not a curated record. NCBI's taxonomy places the organism in Eukaryota, Metazoa, Chordata, Actinopteri, Cyprinodontiformes, Nothobranchiidae. Gene Ontology annotation, molecular function: dipeptidase activity; cysteine-type exopeptidase activity. Gene Ontology annotation, biological process: proteolysis.
GACAGCGAGCCCCCGUCUCGUUCCCCUGAACCAAGAGGAAGCGAAAGCUCGGGGAGUGACGGCAGGGCCUUUCCCCCCCUACCCCUCGAAUCUCCUUCGGUCUGCUCUUGUCCGCUAAGCGGCCGCUUCUGCGUACUUUUAGCGACAUUAUUCCCAGACCGAAAGCGAUUCUGGAUUCUGGGUAUAGGAAAAUGCGCGAGAAGAGCGAUAAUAAAGCAAGGUGGGUGGGUGGAUGGGGGUUCGGAUGGGAUUUGAGAGGCUUACAGUCAGCAGAGUGCUGUGCACGGGACUGCCACCUAAUCCCCGUGACAGGGAUGGGCGGUGCAACCCGGCUCAACCUGACCUCUGCAACACUCAGGGAGGAGGCAGCCUCUUCCUGGAUGGCAAACACAUUUUCUGCCUCUAUGCUUUGAGUUCCGCUUGCUUACAUGAGGAUGGAAGAUGCACCCAUGUCAUGUGAUUGUUUUGUGUCCUUGCCUCCGGGCUCUCGGGACAACCAUGUAAUAUUUGGGAAGAACUCUGACCGGCCCCGGGAGGAGGUGCAGGAGGUGGCCUACUACCCUGCAGCAUCUCAUCCUUCAGGUUCCCUGUUGGAGUGCACAUACAUCCAGAUCCCUCAGGUGGAGCAGACCCACGCCAUCAUCCUCAGUAAACCGGCCUGGAUGUGGGGCGCAGAAAUGGGAGCUAAUGACCAAGGAGUGUGUAUUGGUAAUGAGGCGGUCUGGACCCGAGAGCCCGUGGCCCCUGGAGAGGCCCUGCUGGGGAUGGACCUUGUCCGGCUGGGGCUGGAGCGUGGCAGCAGCGCCUGGGCAGCGCUGACGGUGAUCACCGGCCUCCUGGAGCAGCACGGCCAGGGGGGGCAGUGCAGGGAGGACCCCGAACCCUUCAGCUAUCACAACACCUUCCUCCUGGUGGACCGAAACGAAGCCUGGGUGCUGGAAACGGCCGGAAGGCUGUGGGUGGCACAGAAAGUCUCAGAGGGUGUGAAAAACAUCUCCAACCAGCUGACCAUCAGCACCGAGAUCUCAGCAGAACACCCGGACCUGCGGAGCAUGGCCCAGGCUCAGGGAUGGUGGGACGGCCAAGGGGAGUUUAACUUCUCUCAGGUGUUUAACCCCGAGAACCCUCCUGCCAGGAUGGAGCUGGCUAAACGGCGCUACAGAGGAGGCACAGAACUGCUUCAACAGCACAACGGCUCAGUGACGGCUGAGGUGAUGAUGUCCAUUCUGAGGGAUAAACCCAGUGGGAUCUGCAUGGAUUCUGGAGGAUUCUGCACCACCGGCAGCAUGGUUUCUGUCCUACCCAAAGACACCAGCCUGCCCUGCAUCCACUUCUUCACUGCCACUCCAGACCCAUCCAGGUCUAUAUUCAAGCCUUUUAUAUUCUCGGAUGGCUCCACCCUGGUGCAGAGGGUAGUCUCCCCACAGUUUGGACCAGACGACCCCGUCAGGAAGCAGCCUCGCUUUCAGAGCCGCGUGGACCGCAGACAUGAUCUGUACAAGGCCCACCAGGCAGCGCGCAUCGCCAUGGAAACCAAACCGGAUGAAGCUUUAGUGGUCUACGACAUCCUGAGGGACCUGGAGCUGCAGUGUCUGAGUGAGAUUUCAGCCAUGCUCAGUGGAGACAUCCCAGGAGAAGAACUGGGGGACCUGUUCUUUGACUGCGUGGACACAGAGAUUAAAUUCUACCAGUGAGAAGCACCCUCAGGUGGACACCUCCAGCAUUCAGUGUGUCAGGAGAAGGACCAUUAAAAGCUCCAGUGUUUUUCAUCUUCUGAUUGGCCUCCACGUCACUUAUGCAACACACAUCUCUGACCCAUUCCAUCAUUAACACAGACCAAAUGUCUCAGCUGCACAUGUGAUCGUUGCAUAUUAUCAUCAGUAUCCUCCAGGGAGCAAAGACUGCACCUCAUUAGUGAGUAAACCAAUGUAGACCACACAGGCACUACGUAGAGCUGUGUGGAGUUGCACAGAAAAAAAAAACUGAGUAUGGCGCUUGUUUGUGUGUGGUUGCAGACAAGUGGGUUGUCAUUUAGUUUGAUGGCCACCCAUAGGGAAAGAUAUAAUAAAGAACGUGUAUAGAUUC